Molecule: messenger RNA, 285 nt
Organism: Echinococcus granulosus
Lineage: Eukaryota; Metazoa; Platyhelminthes; Cestoda; Cyclophyllidea; Taeniidae
Product: Acylphosphatase-2
Exons: 3
Coding region: 1-285 (94 amino acids)
Molecular function (GO): acylphosphatase activity
Source: RefSeq, a predicted model, not a curated record
AUGGCAGCCGCUCCAGGUGAUACGGGCCAACUAAAGAGGAUAGGCUUUGAGGUUUUCGGGAGAGUCCAGGCAACAGCAAAGCAGAACAGCAUUGUUGGUUGGGUGAGAAACACGCCUAGUGGAACAGUUGAGGGCGAAGCCGAAGGGUCCGUCUCACAUAUUAAUACUUUUAAAGAGUGGCUUCAGCAUACAGGGAGUCCCAAGUCACGAAUUGAAAAGUGUGAGUUCAGUUAUGAGAAAACCAUUGAUAACCUUACUUUUGAUUCUUUCCGGAUUAUUAAGUAG